This is a messenger RNA of Danio rerio (zebrafish), 1324 nucleotides long. It is a transcript of the gene spats2, whose product is annotated as spermatogenesis associated serine rich 2. The record is from RefSeq and is marked validated. NCBI's taxonomy places the organism in Eukaryota, Metazoa, Chordata, Actinopteri, Cypriniformes, Danionidae.
GUCUGAUGGACCGAGAGGUGGCGCUGCUGGCCGACAUGGACAAAGUCAAAGCAGAAGCACUGGAGAUCCUGGACUGGCGCCAGAAGAGAGCAGAAGAGCUGAAGAGGCUGGCCGACCAAUCAGCAUCCCUGACAGAGGAGCAGCUGACUGAACUGCGCGCAGACAUCAAGCACUUCGUCAGCGAGCGCAAGUAUGAUGAGGAUCUGGGGAAGGCGGUGAAGUUCAGCCACGAGCUGGAGCCGCUGAAGAGCAGCAUACUGACCUACGGCUCCGUGUACCACCCUCAGACAGAUUACUCCAGCCGCUCUCGCUGCAGCUCCAGCUCCUCCUCCGUGACCGGCUCCACCCCUGCAGAACCACAGCAGCAGCAGCAGAGCUACAGCCGGCCCGGCGGCCCACACAAACAGAUUUUCCAUGGCAACAGGCGCAUCAUUCAGGGUUACCAGGGAAACCAGCGAUAUAAUGGAGGCGUGCAUCCUGAGCGAAACCCCGGCCGGAGCAACUACCGUCACCAUGGAGACCGCAGUCACCAGAGCAACUCUCAGCCCACCAGUAGCACGAGAGGCUCCUCCCACACCUCAGCCAAUCGCUCUGAGCGACCCGCCCACAACGGGCUUCCACAGAGGCCACCGCGGACACACUGCCCGUGACACGCACACACACACACACACACACACACACACACACACACACACCUGUGGGAUGAAGAGAGUCUGGUUUACACCUGAGCGGAGCCGCUGCUCUUCACCUGCUGUCGUCUCCACUCGUCUGUCGUCUGCUCCUGUAGAGCGCAGUGUUAGCGUUAGCGUUAGCAUUAGCGUCUGCUGAUGAGUGUUAGCCGUUUCCUGUUCAGAUGAUCAACACUAGCGUGCGCGAGCGAGCUCACCGUAUACCUCACGCUGCUCAUUCCCUGCGCUGUUCUUCCGCUCGCCCCGCCUCCGCUGGCCUUCCUCAGACUCUGAUUGGACAGAAUCUGUGCCUGUGUUUGCAUGCUGAUGUCAGGUGUGUGUGUGUGUGUGUGUGUGUGUGUGUGUGUGUGUGCGCUCCCCCUCUCCCCCGUGCGUCUCCACGCUCGCUCCUGUACUCGUGUCAGCUCGGCGUGGUGUUGCGCAGCGUGGGCCGUGUGUUCUGCGAUGCUCCGCUCUGAUUGGCCUUUGGUUCUUCCUCACCAAUAGGGCACGUCUGCUUUUGUUUGUUCUGGACUGAUCUGAGACCUGUAAUCAAGUGCCUUCAGUCAUGUGAUCCUCCGUCUCGCUUUUCUGCUCCGUUUCGGACCAAAGACCUCAGACGCCGCGGCUCCUGCGCUAGCUAACACUCUCUCUCU